AUGGAAAAAUUCGUGGUAAUUGACGAAAAGUUUUUCCACGCGAUUGAAGAACCCAACGAUCUCGAUGUAAUAUACUGGUAUAUAGAUAUCGUAUUAGAUGCAAUAAUAAGACUAUUUUGCGAGAAAACCGUUUCUCAGUUGAAGCACAGACGGGUGAUGAACAUUAAAAUUACUGAAAGAUUUAAAAUACUGAGCUUUUUAUUUACCGAGUUGACGAUCGAUUCGGAGAAAGUAAUUGAAUGUUUUAAUUUUUUGGCGUCGAACCAAGAGCUUACAAACGCUGAAAGGAGUGAACUGAUAACUGUAACGGGAGAAUAUCAUCGUAAAUAA
Macrosiphum euphorbiae (potato aphid) is the source of this 330-nucleotide messenger RNA. The record is from the annotation of a GenBank genome assembly. NCBI's taxonomy places the organism in Eukaryota, Metazoa, Arthropoda, Insecta, Hemiptera, Aphididae.